CAAAAGAUGGAUGUAUUAUUGUAUAUGGAGGUUAUAUUAGUCACAGUACAUUGGUUCCAGUUUCAGAUGAUCUUGUAGUGUUAGACACCGAGAAAUCGAUUUUUACUUGGUCGAAAGCGAACGUUUCUACUCUUUCACCACUUUCACGUUUUUAUCAUUCAGCUACUUUGGUUGAUCAUUAUAUGAUUGUAGUUUUUGGAAGAAAUGGUAUUUAUACACCAUCUUUGACAAUGAAUGAAGUAUACAUUUUAGAUACAAGCGACAAAUUUGAUUACAAAUGGAUUAAUGAAUUUAUGCCUCCUACAACAUCCAAUGAUAAAACUGUAACUACAUUGGAUCCUAGUCCAACUUCUAACGUUAAUACCGUUAAUACUGGAUUAAUAAUCUCAACUUCAAUUUUAGCAUUUCUAUUAUUAGUUAUAGCAAUUG
Molecule: messenger RNA, 429 nt
Organism: Racocetra persica
Lineage: Eukaryota; Fungi; Glomeromycota; Glomeromycetes; Diversisporales; Gigasporaceae
Source: the annotation of a GenBank genome assembly